Cryptococcus wingfieldii CBS 7118 is the source of this 615-nucleotide messenger RNA. RefSeq lists its product as hypothetical. Gene Ontology annotation, molecular function: transmembrane transporter activity. The transcript has 2 exons. The record is from RefSeq and is a predicted model, not a curated record. Gene Ontology annotation, biological process: transmembrane transport. NCBI's taxonomy places the organism in Eukaryota, Fungi, Basidiomycota, Tremellomycetes, Tremellales, Cryptococcaceae. The coding region runs from base 1 to 615 and encodes 204 amino acids.
AUGCCGCCAUCCCAAUCCACCCCUCUCCUCCGCCAACCCUCCUACACCCCCUCCAACCCCGCCCCUCUCCCCUGGCCACUGCUCCUCCCCAUUCUCUUGCUGCGUAUGGCCGACGCCGCCACCUACAUGCUCAUCUUCCCCUUCAUCACAUCCUACAUCAUCUCCCUCAACCCGCCCCCAACGCUCAUCGGUUUCUACGCUGGACUAGCCGAAGGGUGUUUGAUGGGCGUGGAAGCUGUUUGUGCGGUGGGGUGGGGGUGGGCGGGGGAUAGGUGGGGGAGGAAGAAGUGUUUGGUUUGGGGGGUGGCGGUGACGGGGACGUUUGGGGCUGUGGCGGGGUUUGGGAAGAGUAUUGGGUGGGUCAUAUUCUGGCGGGCUAUGUAUGGAUUCACUCCUACCGGCGUCCUCACCAAGACCGUCGUAGCCGAGAUUGCGCACCCGACUAACCGUGCUCGCAUCUUUGCCAUCUACUCGCCUGCCUUUUCUGUUGGGAUCAUCAUUGGAAGUCUCCUCGGUGGGGAGCUUGCAGGGCCUGCAAGGAGGGUGGGACAAGAUUGGGCAUGGUUGCAAGAGUAUCCUUAUGCGCUGCCCGGGGUCGUGAAUGGGGUUUUGUGA